CCGAGACGCGCGCGGCCUCUGUCCGCGUCGUCGGGCUGCCCUCGACGAGAAGUCGACGCGCCACAACACCUAUCGCAGUCGCGUCCCGCUGGCUGCCCGCAAGGAGUCACAAGUUGGAACCCCUGUGGCUGCCCAACCUCUUGCAAGCAGCACCAUGGACGAACUACCGCCCAAGACCCCGAUGACCCCCGGCGUCGGGCCGCGCUUCGGGCUGGAGGAGGAGACGUCCUUCGCCGGCAACACCGCGCCGACCGUCGUGAGCUCCGAAGGGACGUCUACCGUCGCCGAGCGGCUCUGGCGCGCCAAGGUGGCGAAGAAACUGCAAAAGAAGGCCUGGAACCGCUACUGGAAGAAGGACAAAUUUUGCGAGGCGGCCGGCGUGCGCGACGCGGACUGCAAGAGAUAUUUGGAGCUUUCAAGAAGACACAGCGACGAGCUCUCGUACGACGAGGAGGACGAGCUGGCCGCGCUCCAGAAGCGCAUUCACCAAGGCGGCGCGCGGGCCGUGCGGCCCGAGCGGACGAUGCAGCCCUGGGAGGCGCGCCUGCGGCGGCUCUCGUCGGUGGUCGAGGAGGCGCCACAGCCUCAGCAAGUGCGACGCAAGAAGAAGACUCGCGUCGGCCGGCCGAGGUCCGCCGCGGACAACUCCCUGACGGCGAAGCGCCUCAAGGACGUGCGCAACCGCGAGCGGCGCGAGCUCGCGGCCCGGACGGAGGACGGCUCGCUCGCGUCCCAGGUGUCGCACGACGGCGACGUGCGCGCGCACCUGGCCAUGACGCGGGCGGCGGACAACGCGACGUCGAUCCCCGAGGCCGCUAUGUUGGUGGCGCCGCCGAUCGAGUUCCUCCACCCGCAAGGUCUCCCGCCACAACACCUACUCGUCCCCGUGCGCAACCACCACCCGCCGGAGUGGGUCAAGCCCACGGGCAAGUCGCCCCCUCCCUCCUUAGAAGCGACGUCCGUGAACGACACGGCCUCACUCACCACUGUAGAGACGGCCGCGACCACUCAUACAGAGAUGACGCCGGGGACGCUGGACACUGUUGAAUCACCAUUACGACUCAAGGCGACGCGCGACACGCACGGCGAGCACGUCUCGCACCAGGAGCACCACCAGAACCUCGCCCACAACAAAAUGGUGAAAAACGUCAAAAAAGCCGUAGCUUUGUUUGGACACGCGGGCAAGUCCGGCGCGGCCGUGGCCUCGUUCAAGGCCUUUGGGAAAAUACGGAGUAAGAGAAGGGGCAAGGACCAGGCCCGAGAAAGGAUCCAGCUGAGCCGCCGGGAUCUUGUUGACUUGAAUCCACAGCACAUUGUGGAUUUGUUGCGGCACACGUCGCUCGAGGAGCUGAAACGCGCCGCCUCCAGCGCCCCCUACCGGGAAGAGGCUCGUCAGGAAUUACAAAAAGCGCUCGAGCAGUGCCGCGUCUGCCGCAACCGGACGGACUUUUGUGAGGAGUGCAAGAAGUGCGCGAACGGCUGGUUUUCGCGUAAUAGAUGGGCCCUGGAGCGCAUCGAGAACGAAGUGAGCGUGGAGACGCGGCGCGUUUUGAUGGAGACGGAGAAGGCUUCUGUGUUUGAGCCCUGCCGCCGGUCGCUCGACGACACGCCGCCCAAGGAGGAGGACACGCGGCGCAAGAAGAUCGCCCAGACCAUCGUGAGGGAGCAACAACGUCAGUACGACUGGUUAGAUAAACAUGACCGGAAGCGCGAGAUCGUGUCGGAGAGAGACACGCCCAUGAAGAACCGCUUCGAUAACAAAGAUAAGCGCAUCGCCAUCCCGGCGCCCGUCGGCCCGACCGGUUUGAUAACAAAGAAGAUACCGCUGGAAGGCAAGGCCGUCUACACCAAAGUCGACGAGCUCAGGCAGUGGGACCAUCAUUUAUCAAACGGCCGGCAAGGGACGCCGGCCGAGUGGCCCAACUGCUGGCGCAAAACCAAAAAGGAGCUCGCCGAGGAGCUCGCCGCGGCGGAGAACCGGGCGUCGCGGGCCAGCUCGCGGGCCAACUCGCGGCCGGCGACCUCGGGGACGAGAGUGAGUUUCGCGGUCGCGGACGACCGUCUAAUGUGA
Messenger RNA from Pelagomonas calceolata, 2071 nucleotides. The record is from the annotation of a GenBank genome assembly. NCBI's taxonomy places the organism in Eukaryota, Pelagophyceae, Pelagomonadales, Pelagomonadaceae.